AUGGAAGCACCCAAAAAUCAUUACAAUGGCGGCAGAGACUGGCACUCUUGCUCAAUGCCUUCAAAUGCAGAACCAAUAUCUACCGCCACAGAACCCCGAAAUGAGCUCACUUUGGGCUGGGCCCACGUGGCAUCCUUGGCGGAAGUGGAACAUGUGGCCAAGUCCUUGACCAAAGACAAGGACCAAGUGCUGUCAGUGCAUGAUGUGAUCGUCUCUUGUGUGACGGCCGCCAUUGCAAGACAAAUGCAAGAGCAUCAAAUGAAAUACGAACUGGACUCGCGAGGAGAAGAACGAAACGUGACGAUUCCAAAACAGUUUACUGUCAUGAUGUUGAAUCCUGGCGUGGGAAGAACUUUGUUGGAUAAGAAGAACAAGAUAGUACCUGGUGGGUCGUUGAUUGCACCUGUUCCCAGCGAUUCCACAAUCACUGCGGCUCAAAGGCUUGAACUUGUACGCGAGUCUUUCCAAGAGGCAUGCCCGCAAACCCCAGUGGUGGCGGGCAUGGCAGCUCUUGGAUCCAAGUGCCUCCCCUGCGACAGUAGUAUGCUGGAUCAAAUGGCGGGGCACAAGCCACAUGCUGCCUGCUUGGUUUGUCAUUCUCCCAAGUCAGUCCCUCAAAGCGGAUUCACUUGGGUGGCCGACAAGUGGAAGUUGUGCAGGAGUUUAGUCCUCUGA
This is a messenger RNA of Seminavis robusta, 675 nucleotides long. NCBI's taxonomy places the organism in Eukaryota, Bacillariophyta, Bacillariophyceae, Naviculales, Naviculaceae. The record is from the annotation of a GenBank genome assembly.